This is a messenger RNA of Aegilops tauschii subsp. strangulata, 723 nucleotides long. RefSeq lists its product as uncharacterized. Gene Ontology annotation, molecular function: enzyme inhibitor activity. NCBI's taxonomy places the organism in Eukaryota, Viridiplantae, Streptophyta, Magnoliopsida, Poales, Poaceae. The record is from RefSeq and is a predicted model, not a curated record.
GGGUGAGACAGAUCGAGAGACAAUACGCCACCAUCAUGGCCGUGGGCACAUCCUCUUCUAUGCUCGGCGGCGCUUUCCUUCUCCUCGUCCUCUCCUCGGCCACUGAUGUUCACGGCGGGCCAAGCUCCAGCGCCGCGCCACGUUCCCCGCUGGACUACCUCUGCAACAACCUCGGACCUGCGUACGUCGGGGCGAACCUCUGCGUGUCCACGCUCUGCAUCGACCCCUCCUGCCGCUCUACGCGCGGCUUGCCGGGGCUCGCAGUGAUCGCCACCAGGCUGACAGUGUCCAACGCCACGGUGGCCAAGGCGAGCAUCGAGCAUGCGCUCGCCCACGCCAAGGACGACAAGGCCAGGAAGGCCAUGCGGUCGUGCCUCCAGCUCUACACCGGCGCCAUCCCAAGGCUGCAGUGGGCAGCGCGGUCGGCUGCUGCUGGGCGAUAUAGCGGUGUACCGGAGGUGCUACUGGCUGCUAGGUACGUCUCAGAUAAGUGCACCAAUUUGGCCGGCGAGGGGGCACUUCCCAAGGAGAACGUUGAGUUCUUCAUGAUGGCCUUCGUCGCGGAGGCCGUUGUCGAAGGGGUGCAGCUUUUUAUCGGCUGACCAAUGGAUGAAUAACCCGCUUUUCCCCUCGGUAAUAAUAAGAUAAAGCCGCUGUCAAAACUGAAACAACUAUGCAAUGGUGUAUUUGUGGCCGGCCAAUCAAGUCACCGUUGCUUGGUCC